Corylus avellana is the source of this 2466-nucleotide messenger RNA. RefSeq names its product Pectin lyase-like superfamily protein. Gene Ontology annotation, biological process: carbohydrate metabolic process. The record is from RefSeq and is a predicted model, not a curated record. Gene Ontology annotation, molecular function: polygalacturonase activity. Lineage: Eukaryota; Viridiplantae; Streptophyta; Magnoliopsida; Fagales; Betulaceae.
UUCUGUGGUAUUGAAAUACCACGUGUCAUUCAUCACUACAGCCCAACCAUCCACCACCACGCACGUCUUAUCAAAACCCUUUUUUAAAAAUUAAUCGAAUUCCCAAAAGUCCCCCGUGAAGAGCGGUUGUUUUUGCUUUCUCACCACCUUCACCCAAAAAAGUCCAACGCGUCGACAGCAUCCCCUCUCCUUCCCAUCACAGCCACUCAUCUUCCACCACGCUGUAAGAAACAAACAUUUCCGAAUCCUAGUGGCCAACUCUCUUUAUGAAAUAGUUUUGUCCGCAUGCGAUCAUCAACCGUGCGUCCACACCGGACAAAUCGAAUGGAUCUCUGUUGAACUUUCCGAACCGGACCCCACACUACUGUAAGGCGCCACGCGCAAUGCGCACCGCCCCUUGAUCUCUUUCUUCCAUCCCCACCUUCAAAUCUCCUCUCCGGUGCCUAACACGCACUGUUCCAUUCACCACCAAUACAAAACGUCUCUUUCCCUUCAGAAAUGAACUCCGCAAAACCGUUGUGGGGUGUACUGACGGGUAACUUUGUCAGACCCUCAUGGGCGCCGCUGAUUCUGUUAUUCACGCUCCUGGCGAUACUGCUCGUCCAAUUCUCAACCAGACCCGUUUUCCCGGAGUGGUUGAUAUCCGGGUCGACCGGACCCUGUGACGUCGCGGAUGACCCGAGGACAUGCGCCGGGUUUUUCGGGGCCGUGCCGAGGAGAAAGGUGGUGAUGUCUAUCACGGAGUUCGGAGGAGUUGGCGACGGGAAAACGUCCAACACCGAAACGUUUCGGAGGGCGGUACGGCACAUGCAGGGUUUCGGCGAGAAAGGUGGGUCCCAGCUGAACGUGCCGAGGGGGAGGUGGCUCACAGGCAGCUUUAACCUCACCAGUAAUUUCACCCUCUUUCUCCAAGAGGGCGCUGUGAUUCUUGGCUCCCAGGAUCCGGAAGAAUGGCCUAUAAUAGAGCCAUUGCCCUCUUAUGGAAGAGGGAGAGAGAGAUUAGGAGGAAGACACAUAAGCCUUAUACAUGGAGAUGGUCUCACUAAUGUUGUAAUUACAGGACAGAAGGGAACAAUUGACGGGCAGGGGAGGAUGUGGUGGGAACUUUGGUGGAACAGAACAUUGGAGCAUACCAGAGGCCACCUGGUUGAGCUAAUGAACUCUCAGAACAUUCUCAUCUCAAAUCUCACUUUCCUCAAUUCUCCCUUUUGGAACAUUCAUCCCGUUUACUGCAGUAAUGUUGUUAUCAAAGACAUGACAAUCUUGGCUCCUCCCAAUGCACCAAAUACAGAUGGUAUAGAUCCAGACUCAAGCACCAAUGUAUGUAUUGAAGACUGUUAUAUCGAGAGUGGGGAUGAUCUUGUAGCAGUAAAGAGUGGUUGGGAUCAAUAUGGUAUCACCAUGUCUCGGCCGAGCUCCAACAUUAUUGUCAGGAGAGUUUCCGGCACUACCCCGACAUGUUCUGGGGUUGGAAUUGGUAGCGAGAUGUCCGGUGGAAUUUCAAAUGUAACUGUUGAGGAUUUGCAUGUUUGGGAUUCAGCAGCUGGGGUGCGUAUAAAAUCAGAUAAAGGUAGAGGGGGAUAUAUAGCAAAUAUCAGUUUUAGCAACAUAACCAUGGAGAGAGUCAAGAUACCCAUAAGGUUCAGUAGAGGCUCUAAUGACCACCCUGAUGAAGGAUGGGAUCCCAAAGCUGUCCCCAAAGUGAAGGGUAUUUUUAUAAGUAAUGUGAUCAGUUUAAAUUCAACAAAAGCGCCCGUACUGGAGGGCAUUGAGGAUGCAAUAUUUGAAGAGAUAUGCUUUAAAAAUGUCACACUUCUUGGCUUAGCUCCAUCCAUGACAUGGAAGUGUGAAUUUGUUUCAGGAUUUUCCAGUAAGGUGCUUCCAAUGCCAUGUCCACACUUGCAGAACAAUGGCUCUCCCUCCUGGUGUUCACACAGCUCAUAACUUCUUUGGAAAGUUCCAGAUUUUGCAUAAUGAGAAAAAUUAGGCUUGAAUUUUCAAGAGUUCACUUGAAGUACUUCUUAGCAGUCAUGCUAUGAGAGAUUUGAAUCAGUGAUCACAUUGUGGGCAUGACUGGAUUGACAGCUUGUGAAGUUCAUAUGAAAUUGUUUCCUUGACAUGGGUGAGUGAGAUGUCAAGCUGGUGUACCUCUGAGCUCAAACAGCACUGCAGUUCAGAUAUCAUCAGCCUUCAAUUUUUGGCAUCCAAGCAGUUUUCUUGUGAAGUUUGAACUUGCUUCCUGACAGGUUUUUCUGACGAUUUCAAGAUAUAUAAAUUGAUUUACAGUUACAAACUUUUUUCUUGAAUUCCAUAAAUGUUUUGUUGUUAAUCACAGAUACUACACAUUCAACCAUGAGAGAGAGAGAGAGAGAGAGAAACAUGUAUAGGGAUACAUAGGUGAAAUGUAACACGUACAGAACUUUGUAAUUCAUUUCAUUGAUGAGAAGCUCAUGUUAGCAUUUGAAA